Acanthopagrus latus (yellowfin seabream) is the source of this 2332-nucleotide messenger RNA. Its product is annotated as carboxypeptidase Q-like. Gene Ontology annotation, biological process: proteolysis; peptide catabolic process. The transcript has 11 exons. Gene Ontology annotation, molecular function: metallodipeptidase activity. The record is from RefSeq and is a predicted model, not a curated record. Bases 16 to 1626 code for a protein of 536 amino acids. NCBI's taxonomy places the organism in Eukaryota, Metazoa, Chordata, Actinopteri, Spariformes, Sparidae.
AAGUGUACUUUCGUUAUGCUGCACGCAGAAAUCACGAGCCCGGAAAUUGAGUCUAACUAUGUUCUGGAACCGGUAUUUACGUCGCGCAUAACAGUAGUUCGAGACUUUCUACAGUCUUGUAGCGUCAACAGCAUCAUAGACAUUAACUUAACCAGAAAGAUGACUCAGAAAGGUGGAGCUCCCUUCCUCCAUUCUCUCUUCAUAUUCCUCUCCAUGCUGUCAUCACUGUGUGACUGUCACCCUCACCCUGCUCAGUCCAAUAGCUCAAUGGCUACAGUCAGGGCUGUGUCUAAUCAUACCACAAAGAAAGCCUCGGACAUAGCAGCAGAGGUAGCAGGCUAUGCCGAUGUGGCCAAACAGAUUAUUGACCUGGCUGUGUUUGGAGCUGCCCAGAACCGCUCUUACAGACGGCUGGCCGACUUCACCGACACCAUAGGGAACCGUGUCAGUGGCUCACAAAACCUUGAGAUGGCCAUCAAAUACAUGUACAAGGCUAUAACACAGGACGGGUUGGAUGUACAUCUUGAGCCAGUCAAAAUCCCACACUGGGUGAGAGGGAAAGAGAGUGCAGAAAUGAUUGUGCCCAGGCCUAAAAGUCUGGCUAUACUUGGUCUGGGUAGCAGUGUAGGGACACCACCUGAAGGCAUUGAAGCAGAGGUGUUGGUGGUUAAGUCUUUUGAGGAACUGAAUCGUAGAGCCAGUGAGGCUGUAGGGAGGAUUGUGGUCUUUAACCAGCCAUUUGUCAGCUAUGGAGAAACGGUUGCUUACCGUGCUUUCGGUGCUUCUGAGGCAGCCAAAGUUGGAGCUGUGGCCACACUCAUUCGUUCUAUUACACCAUUCUCUAUUAACAGUCCUCACACGGGUUGGCAGGACUACAAAGAUGGAGUGAAGCGCAUCCCCACAGCCUGUAUAACCAUGGAGGAUGCUGAGCUUAUGUGGCGAAUGGCACAGAGGGGGCAGAAGAUAGUGGUCAGACUCACAAUGGGAGCCGAGACUCUGCCAGAUGCCGACUCCUUCAACACAGUGGUUGAGAUAAAAGGCUGGCAACACCCUGAGCAGGUUGUCUUAUUGAGCGGGCAUCUGGACAGUUGGGAUGUGGGCCAAGGCGCCAUGGAUGACGGAGGUGGCGCCAUGAUUUCCUGGGAGGCCCUGUCACUCAUCAAGGACUUAGGUUUGCGUCCAAGGAGGACCCUACGAACAGUGCUGUGGACAGCUGAAGAGCAGGGCGGAGUCGGAGCUCAGCAGUACUAUAAUCUACACAAGGUGAACAUGUCCAACUUUGACCUUGUCAUGGAAUCUGACUUGGGCACGUUUGCCCCGAUGGCUCUGCAGUUUACUGGCAGUGAUGCAGCUCGAAAGGUGAUGGAAGAAGUGGUCAAACUGUUGGCCCCCAUUAAUAUGACCAAACUGGAGACGCACGGAGAAGGGACAGACAUCUCACCGUGGAUGCAAUCAGGAGUACCAGGUGCUAGCCUCCACGUGGCAGACAGUCGAUACUUUUGGUUCCACCACACUGAAGGUGACACCAUGAUGGUUCAGGACCCUCAGGACAUGAACCUCUGCUCAGCACUGUGGGCCGUGGUUGCAUAUGUGGUGGCAGACCUAGAGGACAUGCUGCCCAGGUAGCCAGUUAGCACACAGGAUGCUGAAGAUGGCAUGAUCACUGUGAAUCACAGCUGUACUGGUUAAUUCAAAAACAAGUAUUCCAAUCCAACAUUUUUAUUUAUUUUUUUUUUUCAGGAAAACAUUAGGUUGAACAGUCUGAGGAAAGAAUGUUUUGUUUACAGGUUGUCCAAAUGGUACAUUAAAACAUUAGCUGUAAGGGAAAUCAUUUCUGUCUUUAAGUCUUUCAUUUUUUUUUUUUGUUUUUUUUUUUGUUUACUGUGGGUCUGUGUGAGUGUCCAAUAUAAAAGUCAUCUUCAUCAUCUUGGCUUGUAGUCAAACAAAUCAAACAAGCAACAGUAAAUAAGCUCUGAGAAAGUAUUGUUAAUCUGUCCAAAUUCAAAACUUUUUCUGUCACUUUCCGGUGUUUUGUCUCUUAACGAGUCAUAUUUGUGUGUGUUUUAUGAUCUGUAAGAUUUGACACCACAAGUCGUCAUUGCAGUGUUAUAAAAUAGUAUUAAUCAUUGCCUUACACUCUGUUGUACACUUUGUUCUUCUGCUUUAAUACUUUUGAAUUUGCUGAUCACGUAGUUUCUCUGACAGAAGAAAGAGGAAGAUGAGUAAAGAUAACGAUUAGGUCAUAGAAGGGAGACAGAGAGGAAGGAGGAAUGGAGAAGUAGGAGGUGGCAUGAUGGGUGACGAGUCCAAUAAAGGAAAAAGAUUAUACAGA